Molecule: messenger RNA, 2587 nt
Organism: Arachis duranensis
Lineage: Eukaryota; Viridiplantae; Streptophyta; Magnoliopsida; Fabales; Fabaceae
Product: probable 3-deoxy-D-manno-octulosonic acid transferase, mitochondrial
Exons: 11
Coding region: 29-1393 (454 amino acids)
Biological process (GO): lipid A biosynthetic process
Cellular component (GO): plasma membrane
Molecular function (GO): transferase activity
Source: RefSeq, a predicted model, not a curated record
AGUAGUAGCUGAAGCUGAAGAAGCAGCAAUGGCGUAUUCAACGAAGAAGGGUUUGCUACUGUACAACGUAUAUAGAACCUUAACCUACGCCCUCUCGCCGCUGAUUCGGCUCCACUUGAGGUGGCGCAUUUCCCGAGGCCUCGACCACCGUUGCCGGUGGCCGGAGCGACUCGGUCGCCCUUCCCUACCACGGCGACCGGGACCUCUGGUGUGGUUUCACGCUGUGUCAUUAGGAGAAGGAAUGGCGGCGAUUCCAGUGAUCAGAGAGUGCGUUCGGAAGAUGCCGAACGUGAACGUGUUGAUGACAAUCACUACUAUGUCUGCGUUUGAAGUAUUAAGGAACUGGCUGCCAAGUGAAAUCAUUUUUCAGUUUUCUCCACUUGAUACACCUAGUUCCAUUGAUUCAUUCCUUCGUUACUGGAAACCAAAAGCUAUUAUACUGAUGGAAAGUGAACUCUGGCCAAAUCUUAUCAUGCGUGCUUCCCAAAAUGGUAUAACACUGGCAUUGUUAAAUGCUCGGAUGUCUGAAAAGUCCUUUGAAGUUUGGUCAAGACCAGUGCUUCUACCCCUAAUUUCAUUGAUGUUAUCCAAAUUUUCCUUGAUUGCUCCAUUGAGUACAGAGCAGGGCAUCCGGUUCCAGCUACUGCAAGCUCCUCCUGCUAUCAUAAGCUUUUCUGGUGAUUUAAAGUACGUAAUAGAAGAUUUCGGAGUCAAUGGAAGAGGGGGGAAAAGUAUAGAUGAUCUGAGAUUACAGCUUGCUCACAAACAGGUUUGGAUGGCUUCUUCCAUUCAUAGGGGAGAAGAAGAAAAUUUGAUUGCAGUAAUAUUAGGAGUUCACACUACCCUUAUGCAACUGCAACCUAAUAUAUUGAUUAUUAUCGUCCCUCGUCAUCCACAGCAUGGGCGUGAGAUUGCCAAAAAACUGGAGAAGGAAGGACAAAAUGUAAUUUUGAGGUCCCAACAUAAGAAGCUUAAGCCAGAAACAAACAUAUAUGUGGUGGACACUCUGGGCGAAUUAAGACACUUGUAUAUGUUAACACCAAUCGCUGUGAUUGGGGGUUCAUUCCUCCCUGGUUCAACUGGCCAUAAUAUCUCGGAAGCUGCUUCGGCUGGAUGUGCUGUUUUGACAGGUUGUCACAUUGGACAUUUCUCACACAUGGUGCUGGAAAUGCAACGAUUGAAUCCAUUGUCAGUCCUUCAGGUCUCUGGAAAAAUGGAGCUUGAAAAAACUCUCAUUCAGCUCUUCACAAAUGCAACACUAUUGGAAGCACAUCGCAAAGCUGCAAAGGAAGCAUUUUCUCGUUUGUCCAGUGACAUUGUCACAAACGUAUGGAAUUUGCUAAAUUCUCGGAUCUUUAGUAAAUUUGCUGCAGAGGAAACUAAAAUUAUAUGAAAAACGAGGAAUACCUAUUUACUAAAUUCAUUUAAUCCCUGCUACAGAGGAAUAAUAAAAUUGCAACCCAUUCCCUAGAAUGAUUGGUUUUUAUUAUCUCAAUAGAAAUUGCUAUAAAUUAUAGAAGAUAAAGUUAAUCAUUCUCUGUUUUUCAUAUUAGCUUCACACUUCUUAAAGCUUUGUAGUUUUCAUCAAAUUUAUUUUGUUUAUAUUAGAAGCUUAUUGCUGUUUAGAACUUGAAGAUAGUAAGUAGGAUGUAACUUUCACUUCCAUUGUAGAGUGGUGUUAUGAUUUUUUAUUUUUCUAUAAAAAAUGAGACCUUGAUGAAGUACAUAAGGACGAGUUUAGGGGUUUGGGAGAUUUACUUGAGGUUCUAAGUUUAGUGUCACCAAUGUAUAAAACAAUUUAUUUGAUAUUGACUGUUAAAUUUAUGCUUCAAAGUUCAAAACCUUUGAGUUCAUGGGCUGAAUAACAAUCAAAUUUAAGGUGGGCAAUUAUUAGAAGUUUCACAUUGUUUGGAAAUAUGAUCAUAAUCUUUUUUAUAAGUGAUGGACAAAUUUUCACUCCUUGAAUUAAUUUUUGAAGGUGAAUUAGAUUUACUCAUUGGUCAAAUCCAAAUCUAUGAAGGUUUUCUGAACCCUUGUGGAUUAUGGAACCCUGCUCUGGUAGGUAUCUACUAUCUAGGUAGGCAGGUGGCACUGAAAUUUACUUAGCUAACAAGAAAAUUUGCUGGUAGCACAAUCUGUCACAUUAUAAUCUUAGUUUUGUUUGUAAGAGAAGAAAAAUUAAACACUUGGUUUGAUGGAUAGGGUAACUCUUCAGCUUGUGCUGUAUCUUGACCUCUGCUGUCAACUACCAAGUUUUACUGGUGAUUAUUUAUGGUCCCUAAUUCACUGAUACAUCUUUGGCCCGCCCAUUGUGCACUAUUUGAAAACCUUCACUUUUCCCUCUAUUUCCAGCUUAAAGACUAUAUUCUACUCUGUCGUAAUAAUAUUAAUAAUUAUGAGCUGUAUUUAUGCAUCACAGAUCAUAUCAUAAAUGUGAAGGGGGAGAAAAAAAAGAAGAGAUUAUAUAAUUACAUAUGCAAUAUAAUGUACUAAGGGUACUUUUUGUGAUAUAAUUCGACUACUGAAUAAAAGGGGGUAGGUUGCAGAUUUUAUUUGUAAAUCUAACAUAGUUACUAAGAAACUGUUC